Messenger RNA from Xyrauchen texanus (razorback sucker), 1299 nucleotides. Its product is annotated as zona pellucida sperm-binding protein 3-like. Gene Ontology annotation, molecular function: acrosin binding. Gene Ontology annotation, biological process: egg coat formation; positive regulation of acrosome reaction; binding of sperm to zona pellucida. The record is from RefSeq and is a predicted model, not a curated record. The transcript is spliced from 7 exons. Gene Ontology annotation, cellular component: extracellular matrix. Bases 1 to 1299 code for a protein of 432 amino acids. NCBI's taxonomy places the organism in Eukaryota, Metazoa, Chordata, Actinopteri, Cypriniformes, Catostomidae.
AUGUGGGUAAACGUUAUAUUUGUUGUUGUUCUCCUUAACAUGAAGAAUUUGGUGGAUACUUCACCUUUUGAGGCUGAUGCUGAGAAGGAAUGGCUCUCUGUCAAGAAGAUCAAACCAAAUUAUUCUGUGAGGCCACAAUUCAAAGAAGGUUCACUCAACAGCCCAAGUCGUUUUCUGGAACUGCCAGAAUGGGUACGAACUGAAGCUUCUGAGGUUUACUAUGAUUUCUUCAAACCAGAGAUGGGUGUAAGGCUGGUGCCUGAGGAGGUCAAGUCAAUUCUACUGCCUGAGAAACCGGCUCCGAAACGACCGUCCUCCAUGACCAAGAAAAUGGUGCAGGUGUUGUGCUACUUGGACCGCAUGUAUGUGAGGGUCCUUAAGACUGUCUUCACUAACCCCCAGGCAUGGAAAUACCUCACGCUGGGAAGCUGUCCUGUCAAUAAUGUCACAACGUCUCACUACUAUUUUCGGUGUCCUCUGACUGGGUGCGGCAUGAACCGAAGGGAGGAUGAUGAUCGGGUGAUUUACUCCAAUACACUCUGCUAUAAACCACCCAACUCUGGUCUGGUUGUUUGGGAGCUGCCGUAUUCUUUGCCCAUUCACUGUCGCUACACUAAGUUCCAUCACUCUUAUCAAGUUGGCUUCUUGCCCAAGGUUAUGAGUGAAACCUUGUACAGAGGCCUACAAACUGGAGGCCUACAAACUAGAGAAGUUACACUCACUGCAAUGAAUGCAUCUUGGGACAUACUUUCUGCUGAUCAGAGUGUUGUCAUUGGCCAACCCAUAUGCUUUGAAGCCCAGAGCCCAAAAAGUGGUGAAUCUGAGAGGCUGUACCUGAACCACUGUUUCGUCACUUCCUCUAAUAUACCUCCAAUGGACAAAUAUGUUGUGGUAGACAAUUAUGGAUGCCUGGUGGACAGUAAGAACAACACUUUGGCUAAGUUCUACAACACUACGGAAAAGAGUACUGUCAGGAUGUGUUUUCAGACUUUUAUGUUUAAAGACAUGGUUUCCAAUCAUUCCCAAUUUGACCAGUCUUGUAAUCAGUCUGGCUCACAGCCCGACUCCGACCAGCCAAGCUAUGGGUGGCUUGAGUUGUAUGGUGACCCCUCUGUCUGUGACUGCUGUGACUCUACAUGUGAAGCUCCUGCUACCAGUAACUACAAGUCUAGGAGUGUCAGUAAGGCUUGGGAUGUGAUUAUGUCUGAAGACCUCCCAACUCCUUUACCAGCGACUACGGUUUCAACGGACACUUCAGCUAGUCCGAGUGAUUUGCCCUGGGACUAUGAUUACUACUGA